AUGCUGCUUCUGGCAGUGCUUGUGGCCACAGCUACUUGGUCUUAUGGACUUGCACAAGAUAUUCCUGUGCAGACCCCUAUAUCCAUCACCAAGUCAAAAAGAAGUGCACGGAUGAACUGUGAAAUUAAAGGAUUAGGGACAAAUUUUGAUGGCACCGUCAUACACUGGUAUCAACAGAAGGAGGGUAAAGCUCCAGAGAGAUUACUGUUCUUUGUAGCAGGGAAACCUUCAGUUGAAAGUGGCUUUCAAACCGACAGGUAUAUGGUUGAAAAAGUUUCUGGCCAGAACCGGUGUGUUUUUACAAUAAAAGAUGUAAUUCCAGAUGAUGCUGCUACCUACUACUGUGCCUACUGGGUGUGGGAUGACGAUGUCAAAAUAUUUGGAAGUGGAACUAAGCUUAUUGUUUCAAAAGAAAAAGUCUUUGGAACAGGCACAAAGCUUAUUGUUUCUGACAAAGGAAGCUCUGAACCAGCACACACUGAAAUCCUGCAGAAGGAGCAUCAAAAUCAGUUAAUAUACCUUUGCCUUAUUGAGAAAUUCUACCCAGAAGUUAUUCGGGUGACAUGGACCGAUGGAGAAAAGGAGAUAACAGACAAUGUAGUGAAAGGAGGCGUUUGGAACUCUACAAAAGAUGGUGAAUUCUCAAUUGGUAGCUGGUUAACUGUACCAGCAGAAAACAAAGACAAGAAAUACUACUGCAAAUACGAGCAUGAAAGCAAAGAGGCAUCACUACCAACUCAAGAUAACAUAUUGCCCAGGACAGCAUAUUUAGUGUACAUCAUCCUUCUUCUGAAGAGCUCCAUGUACUAUCUCAUCGUACUCUUCUUCAUCUACAGAAUGUGGGCUUCAACCAAAAAACAAGGAAACAAAGCAUAA
Messenger RNA from Chaetura pelagica (chimney swift), 876 nucleotides. RefSeq lists its product as uncharacterized. The record is from RefSeq and is a predicted model, not a curated record. NCBI's taxonomy places the organism in Eukaryota, Metazoa, Chordata, Aves, Apodiformes, Apodidae. The transcript is spliced from 6 exons. Bases 1 to 876 code for a protein of 291 amino acids.